AGAAAUACCAAUUCAGGACACUCCGGAUGAUUAUCGCGACCUUUAUGUUGAUUGUUGGAAUAAUGAGCCUCAAAAUAGACCCGUAAUUGAUGCGAUAGUGGAACGUUUAACACUUAUAAAUAAAAAUCAAACCUUGAAGAAUGACGAUAAACACACUAAUAAUGAGUCAUCAGAGUUAUCUGAAACUAUCCAAAAUGACAACCAUCUAGGUUCAAAAA
Racocetra persica is the source of this 218-nucleotide messenger RNA. NCBI's taxonomy places the organism in Eukaryota, Fungi, Glomeromycota, Glomeromycetes, Diversisporales, Gigasporaceae. The record is from the annotation of a GenBank genome assembly.